UAGAGUGGUGCUUUGGUGCAAGUGCUUGCCUUCCCUAUACAUUCACUUCUUUUAAAAAACAUUUAUUGAAUAUAAGAAAUAUAUGUGGAGAUGAAUAUAACAAAUUUUUGCCUUUGAAGAACUAAAAAAUCUAAUUGUGUUUAACUGCACACAACAUAUAAGGCAGGAUGAGGUUCUUGGGACCACCGCGGAGCUUCCGGACCUGAUGCGGGCGCCCUGUCUUGGACUGUCCCACCUUGCUCUGCUGCUCCGGGUGCUCCCGCGCCCAGACUGGUUUCCGGGGAUUGUGACUUGCAGGGUCCGCCAUGGAGCCAGAGCAGAUGCUGGAGGGGCAGACGCAGGUUGCAGAAAACCCUCACUCUGAGUACGGUCUCACAGACAAUGUGGAGAGGAUAGUAGACAAUGAGAAGAUUAAUGCAGAAAAGUCAUCAAAACAGAAAGUGGAUCUCCAGUCUUUGCCAACUCGUGCCUACCUGGAUCAGACAGUUGUGCCUAUUUUAUUACAGGGCCUUGCUGUGCUUGCAAAAGAAAGACCACCAAAUCCCAUUGAAUUUCUAGCAUCAUAUCUUUUAAAAAACAAGGCACAGUUUGAAGAUCGAAACUGACUUAAUUGGGAAGAACAGAAAAAUUUGGUUUCUACUGUAGAUUUACAUGAUUAAGAGGCAGCUUUAAUUGCCAUGAUUCCCCCCCCCCCCCCUUUUGGAAAUAUAAGAACCUUCAGGACAACAGAACUUAUUUCCGGAAUUGCAGAAGAAAACAUAUUUCCCUUAUUUUGAUUUAAUCACCAUACUUAUUUAAUGAGUGUAUUCUGUGCAAUUUUUUUCUCAGAUUGUCUUUAACUUUGUUUUUAAAAUAACCUUCAAAAUAAACCGUUAAAGCGUCA
Messenger RNA from Canis lupus familiaris (dog), 883 nucleotides. RefSeq names its product dpy-30 histone methyltransferase complex regulatory subunit (gene DPY30). Bases 306 to 605 code for a protein of 99 amino acids. The transcript has 6 exons. Gene Ontology annotation, cellular component: Set1C/COMPASS complex. The record is from RefSeq and is a predicted model, not a curated record. Lineage: Eukaryota; Metazoa; Chordata; Mammalia; Carnivora; Canidae.